Prorocentrum cordatum is the source of this 1935-nucleotide messenger RNA. The record is from the annotation of a GenBank genome assembly. Lineage: Eukaryota; Dinophyceae; Prorocentrales; Prorocentraceae.
AUGAGCACCUUUUUCCCGACGGGCGGCCCCACCUACUACAACAGGGGUGUGGUAAAGACGCUCGACUACAUCAUUGUACCGCAGGGGUGGCACAAGGCUACGAUGUGGUGCAGGACACUGACACGAUCGGCCUGGCGACUUCAGCUGCACAACCAGAGUGCGUUGUGGGACCAUCUUCCGCUGGGUGCAUGUUUCGACAUCGACAUCAUAGGACAGCCAUACGAGCCGAUCAAGCGGACACAGAUCAACAGAGAGAUGAUCGCGAAGAUGCUCCAGUUCGGUGACCGACGGCCUGAGUUUGUGGCGACAGUAGAGGCGCAACUACGACGGCACUUCCAACAGCUACGAGCGCUGCCAUGGCGCGAGAUCCCCGAUUUUGCCAAUGCAGCGCUCCACGAAGCGAUCAAGGCAGGCGCUGAGCAGCACUGCCAGAGCACCGUCGGCUACGUAGAGGAUCAUGCUGAGCAUACGCGAGAAGCCAGGCAGCUACUUCGACAGCGCCGUGAGCUACGUGAGCGACGUGUUUCAAUUCGUGAGUGUGUAGAUGUGAAGGUGGCAGUUCAAGUUGGCAAAGUUAGCGAGGCCCCGUACCAGCAAGCGAUCAACGACGCGGCGGACAUCGCCGCCGCUGGGGUAGGGGGGUCAGGUACCGACGGCGAUGUACGAAGUAAAGGUGAGAUUGACAGGGGUAUUCUUUCUGAGGCAACCAGUGAGUAUGAGCGCUUCACACAUGAGCAGAUGUACGCAGCUCGAGAGAUCAGCAUAUUUACGUUUCGAUUGAAGGUUGUGAGCAGGUGGUUGACACAGCGGAAGCGAGCAUACUGGAGCGAGGUAACCGAGCUGAGAUGCGAGGAGUCUAUGAAGGCUGCGAAGGCGAACGACACGUUCACAGCCCACAAGCUUGCACGGCUUCUUGCACAGCGCAACCAUGGCGGUCGCAAGCGAGUCCUUGGGCUCCACGCCAUCCCUGGGGCUACUGAGGACUGGAUCACGCGCGUGAAGCUGAAGGGAUGCGAGGGCGGGUGCUCGGCGACUGAAUAUGACGAGAACCAGCUGCGGGACAUGCGAGACUAUCCGAGGUCCAUGAUUGUCACGCAGGAGGAGAUCGGCGAGGAGGUGAGGCAGCUUCGUUCAGCGGCAUGGCGAGCCAAACUUUGGAGAUCAUGUCCCGAGUGGAGUUCGUCGACGGAGUUGCUGAGAGUCACGAUGUUCCCCCAGUGGUAUAAGAAGCGUAUGAUGCAUCGUAGACAAGGGCUUGGCUAUGAGUCGGAGCUCGAGAAUCUCGCCACGCCUACGUUCCACGCGUUCUUGUGGACGCUCGUCGAGGGCACCCUCCGCACUCAGCGGGCCCCUCUCCUAUGGGCGCGUGCUCGCGCGGCCAUGAUUGGCAUGGGCAACGAGAAGGAGGGCGUAGAUGGCGAGAGGGUGGUGAUGAUGAUCUGCAGCUCGGCGAGGUUCCACUGCCGCGCGAUGCUCAUGCCCGCGGACGCCGAGAACGCGCCUUGUUGGGCUUACGGAGCCAUCAGACACCGGCGGCGGGAAGGAGCGAUUGUGGUCCAGAUGCGCAGCGCCUGCAGGCUCAAUCAUCAUGGAUACCAGCACGCCCGUCGCCUGCAUGAUGCAGCGAACGCGUUCUAUUUGAUCAAGACGGGCAGGCUGAACCAAAUCGUCCUGCAGCGAGUUCAUUCCCGACAUGUACCUCUGAGGUUGGACAGAGUGAAGUGGGCCCACUUCAACUUCGACGGCGAGUCGGAUCGCCUCUUGCUGAUGGGUGAGGGCUGCGUGCCAGGCGACCCCGUGAUGGUUUUCCUCUUGGUCAUGGCGUACGCGAUGGGGCUCGAAGAGUACGCCCAGGCUGAAUGUCAGAACUUAGAGGUUGUUUUCACCGUGGACGGGGCAGGCAACCCAGGCCGCCAGUACCCGUAUUGUGGGUGA